This is a messenger RNA of Oncorhynchus gorbuscha (pink salmon), 1702 nucleotides long. RefSeq names its product RNA binding motif protein 41 (gene rbm41). Gene Ontology annotation, biological process: mRNA splicing, via spliceosome. The transcript is spliced from 7 exons. Lineage: Eukaryota; Metazoa; Chordata; Actinopteri; Salmoniformes; Salmonidae. Gene Ontology annotation, molecular function: pre-mRNA intronic binding; U12 snRNA binding. Bases 124 to 1557 code for a protein of 477 amino acids. Gene Ontology annotation, cellular component: U12-type spliceosomal complex. The record is from RefSeq and is a predicted model, not a curated record.
AAAAGAAUGGGGAAGAAACAUUUCCGGGUUUUACCGCUAGGUUUUCUGGGUAUUAUGACUCCUUACCGUGGUUCUCACCAGUAGGCUGUAGUCUGCCAUUAAACCUCAGAAGAACACGGAGAUAUGCGACGUAUGACUCGUCAUGCGUGUGAGGACGGCCCAGUCUUGGAGGAACAGGAGACCGAGGGACAGAGACAGCUCCACAGUCUCCUCCUACAGCAGUUAGACACAGACGUCAACAUAGACAGAUGUGUUGCAAAGAGGAAGUGUUUUGCCCCUGCUGCGCUGUACAAGCCAUUUGGGGAGCAGGCUGCCGGGGUGAGGAGUCUAUCCCAGUUCCAGGCUCUACAGGACGGGGAGAGUGAGCUGGCCAGUCUCAGGGAGCUGGGGCUCACAGACCUGGAGGUAGAACUGUGGCUCAACAGAGACCAGCCAGAGAACACUGAGAAGGGUCAUGGGGUGUGUGUGGCCCCCGGGGUGCGGCAGCAGCGUCUUCUGGUGAUCCAGGACAAGAUGGAUGCCAGGUCAGAGCUCAUUUCCCGCCCACAGCGCUUCUCUGCCAGCCUACCCCUGUCCCGCAGAGAGAUGGAGAUAGAGAAGGCCCUGUUCCAGGGAAAUGACCGCCAGGGCUUCCUCACUGCACUCUAUCAUCAAGAGGAAGAUACCCAAGCUGACCAGCAGGGGGCAUCUUCCUCAAACCCCCUGGACUCCCUGUACAGAGAUGUCCUAAGUGAUAGACGAAAACACACGUCUGUGUCUGUAUCAGAGGACUCUGAGCUGAAAACCACAGGACACUCAUCUCUACCUCAGCCUGAACCACAAACUGACUUUGAGAAAUCACAGAGCUCAUGGAAAAGCACUGACCAAUCACAAGUCCAGCUUGACUGUAGAUCUGCUCCAUUGAGAAGUGGGAUCAAGGACUCUGACCAAUCAACUACAAUGGACACUUCUGGCCAAUCACAAGAUCAGGACAGAUCUGUACACAAGCAAUUGUCAGCUCCAAAGAAGAUAAAUGUGAGCCAGCCAAUUGGGAGUCUGUGUAGUGUGGCAAAGGCUGGGCCUGGAGGUCCGGUGAUGGUGCGGGGCGAGGUAGAGGAGGUUCCAGAGGAAGAGAUUCAGCAGAACCGGGAAACAGAGGAAGGGAUCCGGAGCAUACCACGGUUCCACAACUACCAGCCAGGGAAACCAUCAAAGGUGCUGUGUGUGAAAAACCUGAGUGCCCGUGCCUCUGUGGCCCAGCUGGUGGCGCUAUUCUCCAGGUUUGAUUGUGACAUCACCCAGCCUGUUGUCUACCGCCUACUCACUGGCAGACUGAAGGGACACGCCUUCAUCACACUAUCAGACACCGAAACGUCCCAGAGAGCCUUGGAGAUGGUGAACGGGUACCGGUUGCUAGGGAAACCUUUGGUGAUCGAGUUUGGCCUAGAGCGGAGGGAUGAGAAGAAACCAAAAACGGAACGGGAAGAGGAGAAAACGAGAGAAUGUAGUGUACCAUCUCUACCUAACCCCAGUACUACAGACACUAAAUACUACGACAGGACUUCAACACACAAAUAAGAGAGAGAAACAGACCGACCACAUACAUAUGUGGUCAAAGGAGGAGAGUGACUCUUCAAUGACUGAGGUUUGACAUUUCUGCUCCUUGUACCAUUUGUUGUGUGAAGGUCGAUAAACGUGGAUAAAUUUGUAUUUUUGUCCUGGA